ACCCCUGAGGCAAGCGUGGAGCUGAGGAAAGUGGAGCCCACACCUGGCAGGUGGCCAGUGAUGGGGCAGGUCAGGAAGGCUCCUGGUGGGGCUGUUGCAACUGACCCAGGCAUAAAGGAGGGUCACUCAGGCCAGGAGGAGGCAGAUUGGGGACCAUGGAGACCCAGAGAGACAGCCUUCCCUGGGGACGCUGGUCACUGUGGCUAGUGCUGCUGGGCCUGGCCGUGCCUCCAGCCACUGCCCAGGUCGUCAGCUACAACGAGGCUGUGCUCGCUGCUGUGAACGGCUUCAACCAGCGCUCCUCGGAACCUAGUCUCUACCGCCUCCUGGAGCUGGACCAGCAGAGGCCUGAUGCAGACGACAACCCAGACACCCCGAAGCCUAUGAGCUUCACAGUGAAGGAGACCGUGUGCCCCAGGACGACGCAGCUGCCACCAGAGCAGUGUGAAUUCAAGGAGAAUGGGCUGGUGAAACAGUGUUCUGGGACAGUCACCCUGGGCCAGGCCAGUGGCUACUUUGACGCCGACUGUGCAGAGAUUCCAGGGGUCGGAGAUGUCAGCAAGUUUCGGAGGUUCCGCAAACCAGUCAGGCAUUUUCGAAUAAGUGGGGGUUUUCAAAUAAGUGUGUCCUUUGGCUAA
Molecule: messenger RNA, 638 nt
Organism: Artibeus jamaicensis (Jamaican fruit-eating bat)
Lineage: Eukaryota; Metazoa; Chordata; Mammalia; Chiroptera; Phyllostomidae
Product: cathelicidin-6-like
Exons: 4
Coding region: 156-638 (160 amino acids)
Biological process (GO): defense response to Gram-negative bacterium; antimicrobial humoral immune response mediated by antimicrobial peptide; defense response to Gram-positive bacterium
Cellular component (GO): extracellular region
Molecular function (GO): lipopolysaccharide binding
Source: RefSeq, a predicted model, not a curated record